Messenger RNA from Strongylocentrotus purpuratus (purple sea urchin), 1873 nucleotides. RefSeq names its product prolow-density lipoprotein receptor-related protein 1-like. The coding region runs from base 119 to 1873 and encodes 584 amino acids. The record is from RefSeq and is a predicted model, not a curated record. The transcript is spliced from 14 exons. Gene Ontology annotation, molecular function: protein binding. Lineage: Eukaryota; Metazoa; Echinodermata; Echinoidea; Camarodonta; Strongylocentrotidae.
UCUUGUAGUGAUUGUAUGUAAUGACUUGAAUUUUAUUAAAGAUAAACCCAGGUGUAGCGAAAGAACUGAAGGUACAUCUGAGGAUUAUUUCUCCUGCAAGCAAAGCUCCGGGUUUCUGAUGUCUCCGGGCUACUUCGAUUCAUAUCCUUCCGAUCUGGACCUCUCCUGGGACAUCGCCACCAAACCAUGGACUCAGAUCAGUCUGCACUUCGUCGAACUCGAUGUCAAGUCCUUGGAAGAAGGAUGCAAUGAGGACUACGUGAUCAUCAUGGAUAUGUCAUCUCAACGUUCACUUGGGCGAUUCUGCGAUCAGAAGAAACCCUCUGGAUUAGUUGUGUCGUCAUUGAACCGAAUGGAGAUCAGGUUCCAUUCCGACAGCAUCAGAAGUGGUGAUGGUUUCUUAGCUGAAUACUCGUCAUAUAUUCUUAUUCCUGAUAUGAUCAACAGUACAAGCAGUCUCGGCAGAAGAGAUGAACGUGGAGUUUUCUAUUGGAAUGACGGCACCCCUAUGUCUUACACAGAUUGGUACAAUCCCCCACAAGGAACGGAAGGUGAGAGGCAGCCUAAUGGAGGUUCACUUGAAGCAUGCACAAUGCUAGUCUUCGAUUCAGCCACUUCGACAGAUCGGUCGACCAAUCUGUGGCAUGACGUAGCGUGUGCAUCUCCUGAAACAAAGCAGUUCAUUUGUGAAACAGCAGCAUCCGGAGCACUUGCCUUACCGCCUUGUACUGAAGAUGAGUUUGCAUGUAACAAUGGUCAGUGCAUUCCAGCCAGUAAAAGAUGUGAUUUCAUCAGCCAUUGUCACGAUUCAUCAGAUGAAGAUGGCUGUGUCUUAGAGCUUUCUCAAUCUGCCUUCCAGUGCUACGACGGUUCGCUUUUUCCAAGGCAGGUUCAUUGUGAUGGUGUGAUCGACUGCAUAGGAAAUACGAACGAGGAUGAAUCUGAGUGUGCUUAUAGCACUCCGGGUGACGCCUGCGAUUCGGCUACAGAUAUCACGUGCAAUAACGGAGCAUGCGCGUCACACACAACACGGUGUCUUCAUAAACUAGAUGAAUAUGGCUUCUUCACCGGAUGUCGUGACGUCACACAUCUAAGAGCCUGUGGUAAUUUUGAGUGUCCAGAGUCAUACCUGAAGUGCCCUUCUUCUUACUGCAUCCCCCUCCGAUAUCGAUGCGACGGAAAAAUGGACUGCCCCUCCGGAGAAGAUGAAGCCUUUUGCGAUGAGUAUGAAUGCCCGGAUGGAUCAUAUCGAUGUCAUGGGCAACACUAUUGUAUCGGUCUUGAUCACGUGUGCGAUGACAUCAUACACUGUCCCGAACGAGACGAUGAGGAAUUCUGUGAUCAAUGCCCCCAAGGCUGUGAGUGUGAUGCACUAUCCUACUCCUGCCAUCCGGACCAGGUCGAUUUUAGGCUCCUUCCCCGCCAGCUCAGAAAAUUAUCUGUAAUCUGUGACGAGCUAGAUGGCCCGUGCGAUUCAUCCUUAAGUAUUGUGACGAAUGAUGACGUCACAGAAGGGACUAGUUAUCAACUCAUGCCCCUGUUGAUGCCCUAUUUGAUUUCUUUGUACUUGGAAGCGUCAUUUCUGGAAGAAAUUCAACAAGGUUCAUUUCUGGAAAACAAAAACCUUUUGAAUUUGAAUCUGGCGAGGAACAGUAUUCGCAGUCUUUUUCGAGGUACUUUUGAUGGUCUCCAUCGUAUGAAAACGCUAAACCUUUCAGGAAAUCCACUCACGGUUGUCGAGGCGGGAGCAUUCGGGAAUCUUACCCAUCUUCAAGAAUUGGAUCUUCGUGGGACCGCCAUCACCGUUACAACAGACACGGGACGUGAUAUGUUCCACGGAUUGAAACACCUCAAGAACAUGUUCGUUUUUUAA